Solea senegalensis (Senegalese sole) is the source of this 1880-nucleotide messenger RNA. RefSeq names its product protein disulfide isomerase family A, member 6 (gene pdia6). Gene Ontology annotation, cellular component: endoplasmic reticulum lumen. Gene Ontology annotation, molecular function: protein-disulfide reductase activity; protein disulfide isomerase activity. The record is from RefSeq and is a predicted model, not a curated record. Lineage: Eukaryota; Metazoa; Chordata; Actinopteri; Pleuronectiformes; Soleidae. The transcript is spliced from 13 exons. Bases 93 to 1406 code for a protein of 437 amino acids. Gene Ontology annotation, biological process: response to endoplasmic reticulum stress.
UACUUUUUCUGGGAGACGCAGCGGCCACAGCUUGUGUGUGAGUGAGUGUCGGUGUUGCUGUCUGACCGAGGUGGUGACUAUCACUUGAAAACAUGAGGCUGCUAUUAGUUGGAGUGUUGGGCUGCUCCCUGGUCCUGUAUGUCCAGGCUAUGUACUCAGCCAGUGAUGAUGUGGUUGAGCUCACUGUCUCCAACUUCCACAGAGAAGUGAUCCAGAGUGACAGUCUGUGGCUGAUAGAGUUUUACGCUCCCUGGUGCGGUCACUGUCAGAGUCUAGCUCCAGACUGGAAGAAGGCGGCCACUGCCCUAAAGGGAAUUGUCAAGGUCGGUGCCGUGGACGCCGACCAGCACAAGUCACUGGGCGGACAGUACGGCGUCAGAGGAUUUCCCACCAUCAAGAUCUUUGGAGCCAAUAAGAACAAGCCAGAGGAAUACCAAGGUGGACGCAGUAGCCAGGCCAUUGUGGAUGGAGCCAUGAAUGCUUUACGCAGUCUGGUAAAAGAUCGGCUGAGCGGCAAAUCUGGCAGCUCUGGCAAACAGCAGAGCGGCGGCAGCAAGCAAGACGUCGUCGAGCUCACAAACGACAACUUUGACAGGCUGGUGCUGGACAGUGAUGACGUGUGGAUGGUGGAGUUCUUUGCCCCCUGGUGUGGACACUGCAAGAACCUUGAGCCGGAGUGGGCGGCUGCAGCCUCAGCCGUGAAGGAGCAGACCAAGGGCAAAGUUCACCUCGGAGCUGUGGACGCAACUGUACACCAGGAUCUGUCCAGCCGCUAUGGGGUCCGUGGAUUCCCCACCAUCAAGAUUUUCCGCAAAGGCGAGGAGCCUGAAGACUACCAGGGAGGCCGCUCCCGCGGGGACAUCAUCAGUAGAGCUUUGGAUCUGUUCUCUGACAACUCUGCUCCUCCUGAGCUGCUGGAGAUCGUGAGUGAGGACGUCUUGAAGAAGACCUGUGAGGACAGUCAGCUGUGUAUCAUUGGCGUCCUGCCUCACAUCCUGGACACAGGCGCAGCUGGAAGAAACGGUUAUCUGGAGGUAAUGGCUAAAAUGGCUGACAAGUACAAGAAGAAGAUGUGGGGCUGGCUCUGGAUUGAGGCAGGAGCUCAGAUGGAGCUGGAGGCAUCUCUGGGUAUUGGCGGGUUCGGUUACCCCGCCAUGGCCGCCAUCAACUCGCGCAAGAUGAAAUUUGCUCUGCUGAGAGGCUCCUUCAGUGAGAGUGGCAUUCACGAGUUCCUCAGGGAGCUCUCCGUGGGCCGUGGCUCUACCGCUACUCUGGGAGGUGGAGUCAUGCCUAAGAUUAACACUGUUGAACCGUGGGAUGGCAAAGAUGGACAGCUUCCUGUGGAAGAGGACUACGACCUCAGUGACAUAGACCUGGAUGAUGACUUUGAGAAGGAUGAGUUAUGAGCUCAAAUGGGACGGGAUCUGAUUCAGACUGGCUUGGUCGGGUCUGGUCUGGUCCAGGUCUAGGUCCUGCGCCACCCACCUCCCCUCUCCUGUGGACGAGCGGGAGGCGCGGUCGCCCAGUUACUGAAAUACUCCAGAAAAGACACAUGAGAGACACCUGCAGUUUCUCACACCAUCUAUGUCAGUCACAUGGGGAGAGGGAAGGCGGGGAGGGGGGUGGAGGGUUUGUCGAGUCCCUGGAGUGAACUCUGAGUCACGUACCUGCUGAACAGAAGAAGCUGCAUAUUUAUACAACUGCCACCAGCUGAGAGGAGGAAUGAGGAGUUUCUGAAUGUGUCAUUUCAUUGUUCAAGUCUUUUUCAAACACCGUCCCUUCUCUGCUCUUCAGCCUUCUUCAAAUACCUAUUUUAGGAAGUGGACCUGUCAGAGUAACACUUCAGUCCAAUUCGGUGUGUCUAAAUAUUCUUUGCUCUU